GUUUAACUUUAAUACCUAAACUGGUUUGAAAAGCUGCAAUUCGUUUAUCUUUAUUUCACGGACGCGAGAAGUUAGCCAAGAUGUUCAAGCUCCUGUUCUGCAUCGUAAUCUUGGCAGGCAUAGCCGUUCAGGAAAACGCUGUGGAGGCCUCAAAAUUCGCUCAGCUGUGUUCUUCAAAUCCUUUCAACACGGUACGAGGAUGCGAUCGGAAAGGAUGUGGAUACUAUGGAGCUUCGAGGGGCAGUAGAAGUCAUAGAGGAGUUGACAUAACAUGCAACCCAGGCAGCACAGUAUAUGCUCCAUUCGAUGGGACUAUUGUCGGUCGAUAUUGGCCUUUUCCGAACAAUUAUCAUGCAUUCAAUAACGGUCUGCGAAUCCAAGGAACUGGCAACUUCAAAGGCUUCAGGGCUAGAAUUUGUUUUUUUUCACCAACAGUCUACGGUGGUACAAUUUCAAGGGGAACAGCAUUGGGCAUAUCGCGACGUCUACCUUAUCGCCGCAUUACCCAGCACGUUCACCUUCAAUUAUACAGAGGGGGGAAGAUUGUAGAUCCUACCCCAUAUUUGUAAGCUGA
Messenger RNA from Dendronephthya gigantea, 574 nucleotides. Its product is annotated as myeloid protein 1-like. Lineage: Eukaryota; Metazoa; Cnidaria; Anthozoa; Malacalcyonacea; Nephtheidae. The record is from RefSeq and is a predicted model, not a curated record. The coding region runs from base 81 to 569 and encodes 162 amino acids. The transcript is spliced from 5 exons.